GGGCGUCACAGCUGACGCUGAGCGCACAUGUGAUUUUGACACAGUAUACGCAAGACGGGCUUAACGAUCUCGCGGUCCCGCGCGAACGGUUAGAAUUUUCCGGGAUGCAAAAGGCGAAGAAGAAAGGCAAAUCGCAGCAACCCCCCUCGUCCGUCGCCGACCGCGCGGAAUCGCCGACGGACGAGGAGGCGAUGGGCAAGGACUUCGGCACCCUCAUAAACGCGCCGCUCUCGAAAGGCGGGCACUUCGUCUUCAAGUCAGAGAAAGCCUGGACCGUCGAUUCGUCGCAGUACUCGGAGUUCUUCACCCUGAACCUGAAGGCGCUAUCGGCCGCGAUCGCAUGCGUUCCAUUCGACGAGUACGUCGACGUGGCUGACAGGUAUUUUGUAAGCGACCAGCUGACGAGUAUCUACAACGAUGCCGAGAGAGGCAAGGCGGCUUACAGCGCGAUUGUGGAGGAUCUAAAGGCAUCGAGUUUAAUCAAAAGUGGAUCUAACGAGAACGCGAGGAUCGACCAGUCGAAGGAUGUGGAGUCGACGACAAACGCGAAAGCAGAAGGCCGUAUCGAUGACUUGGAGGAAGAUCUAGAUUUCUUAUUGUCUCUGCAGGAACCCGUUCAGAGCACCGUGAUAGGAAUCGCACAGCCCGUGUCGCUAUCUACGUCUCAUAAUAGUGAUUCCAAAACGAAAUCAAAGAGUGUUCCGAAUAAGCCCAUUGACUUAGAAAAAUGGCUAGAUUCUGUUUUAGACGAUUAAUAUACUUUUUUUUUUUACAAUAGUACAUUAGAGUAUACAGAAGUAAAAACUAUUAAAACUGAGAGCAAGAAAAAGAAACAGAGUAUGUAAGAUUGUUAAAAAGAAUGUUUAAUUGAAAGGUGUGAGGAAUUUUCAUGAUUAUAAAAUUAUAUGAA
This is a messenger RNA of Wasmannia auropunctata (little fire ant), 910 nucleotides long. RefSeq lists its product as uncharacterized. The transcript is spliced from 3 exons. The record is from RefSeq and is a predicted model, not a curated record. Gene Ontology annotation, biological process: negative regulation of G2/M transition of mitotic cell cycle. NCBI's taxonomy places the organism in Eukaryota, Metazoa, Arthropoda, Insecta, Hymenoptera, Formicidae. Bases 105 to 755 code for a protein of 216 amino acids.